AUGACGGGUGGAGAGCAGACAUCACCAAAAACCAAUUCCAAACAUUCAAGCACCAGCAACACCAAUCCCAGUAUGGAUUCAUCACACCCGUACUUUGUUUCUCAUUCAGAUCACCCCGGCCUCAUGCUCGUUCCCAUAAAAUUGAACGGCACCAAUUACCCAUCUUGGAGCAAAUCCAUGAUUCAUGCUCUCACAGCCAAGAACAAAAUUGGCUUUGUCAAUGGAUCCAUUAAGCCUCCUUCAGAAACUGAACAGCCGACAGAAUAUGCUCUCUGGAAUCAAUGCAACAGUAUGAUUUUAUCAUGGUUAGCUCACUCGGUGGAGCCUGAUCUAGCCAAAUCAGUCGUUCAUGCCAAGACCGCCCAUCAAGUGUGGGAAGAUUUCCAAGAUCAAUUCUCACAAAAGAAUGCACCAACAAUAUAUCAGAUACAGAAGUCCAUCGCCUCUCUCUCACAAGGCACCAUGACAGUCUCAGAAUAUUACACAAAACUCAAAGAUCUUUGGGAUGAAUUAGAGACAUAUCAAACCUUGCUUAUCUGUAACCAGAUGAAGGCACAUAAUGAACAAAAAGAAGAAGAUCGGAUGAUGCAGUUUCUCAUGGGCCUUAAUGACACCUACAACGGUGUUCGUAGCAGCAUCCUCAUGAUGACGCCAUUGCCAAAUGUUCGUCAAGCCUACUCACUCGUCAUUCAAGAUGAAACACAGCGCCAAAUGACCUCGGGUUCCACAGAAAAUUUUUCCAUUGCCGUUGCGAUACAGAACUGCUCUCACAAUUUCUCAAAUAAUUCCAAACAUUGUGCUCACUGUGACAGGAACGGCCAUACAAUUGAAGACUGUCGGACGUUAAAGUUUUAUUGCCCAUAUUGUGAUAAGAAUGGCCACACUGAGGAUCGAUGCAAAUUAAAAAAUGGGACAUGGGUUUCCAACAGUACAGGACCCCAGAACAAUCGGCACCACCAAGGACAGAGAGGAAAUCAACAGCAACAGAAACAAGGGAGCAACCGCAGUUAG
Prunus mume (Japanese apricot) is the source of this 1011-nucleotide messenger RNA. Lineage: Eukaryota; Viridiplantae; Streptophyta; Magnoliopsida; Rosales; Rosaceae. The record is from RefSeq and is a predicted model, not a curated record.